Molecule: messenger RNA, 456 nt
Organism: Capsicum annuum
Lineage: Eukaryota; Viridiplantae; Streptophyta; Magnoliopsida; Solanales; Solanaceae
Exons: 1
Coding region: 1-456 (151 amino acids)
Molecular function (GO): nucleic acid binding; zinc ion binding
Source: RefSeq, a predicted model, not a curated record
AUGAAAAAUCACGAGCUUCGACCUACUGGAUCUAUACCAUUUCCUGAAGUGAAUGAGGUAUACGCCCACUAUGUUAGGCGUGGGAAGGGCCUCGGAUAUGGUCAUGGACGUGGCUAUGGUCAAGAAAGAAACCAUGUUCCUUGUGUUAGUCACUCAUCAAAAAAAUGCUUCCGUCAAAAUGAACAAGGAAAGAGUGAAAAACGUGAAGCAGAUAAGACAUGUAUUUGUUUUCGAUGUGGUACAAAAGGACACUAUGCACGUGCAUGUCGUACUCUCAAAUAUUUAAUUGAGUUUUAUCAAGCAUUACUAAAGAAAAAAGAAAAAAAUUCUGAAGCUAAUUUUGUCUCCAAAAAUUAUGCUAACGUUGCUCACUUAGAUGUAGCAGAUUUCUACAAGCAUCUUAAGGGAAAGAUGGAUCACCUGAUUGGUGAUGAUUUUGUGGCUAUGGAAGAUUGA